GGUCCGAUGCAGACAGCGCGUGCGCGGCGUCGCCGGGCUCGUGACGAACUUCCUGCCGUCGAGCGCCCGGCUGGCCGGACUCAAGCGGAGGCGCGCGGAGCCGUCGCCGUGGCGAUUCCCGCCCAGGCUCCUGAGACUGCCGGCCAGCAACCCCACCAUGUCCCAGCCCUGGGCCCCAGAGCAGGUGCUGGGCACGCUGGAGGACUGCCCCCCCAGCAGGAGGGACGAGGACGCCAGGGAGGGGAUGCAGUGCUCCCAACGCAUGCUCAGCUUCAGCGACGCCCUGCUGUCCAUCAUCGCCACUGUCAUGAUCCUGCCUGUGACGCACACGGAGAUCUCCCCAGAGCAGCAGUUCGACAGAAGUGUACAGAGGCUUCUGGCAACACGGAUCGCCGUCUACCUGAUGACCUUUCUCAUCGUAACGGUGGCCUGGGCAGCACACACAAGGUUGUUCCAAGUUGUUGGGAAAAUAGACGACACACUUGCCCUGCUCAACCUGGCCUGCAUGAUGACCAUCACCUUCCUGCCUUACACGUUUUCCUUAAUGGUAACCUUCCCUGAUGUGCCCCUGGGCAUCUUCGUGUUCUGUGUGUGUGUGAUCGCCAUCGGGGUCGUACAGGCACUGAUUGUCGGGUACGCAUUCCACUUCCCGCACCUGCUGAGCCCACAGAUCCAGCACUCUGCCCACAGGACCCUGUACCGAAGGCACAUCCUGGGCAUCGUCCUCCGAGGCCCAGCCCUCUGCUUGGCAGCAGCCAUCUUCUCCCUCUUCUUUGUCCCCUUGUCUUACCUCCUGAUGGCAACCGUCAUCCUCCUCCCGUAUGUCAGCAAGGCCGCCGGCUGGUGCCGAGACAGGCUCCUGGGCCACAGGGAGCCCUCGGCUCACCCAGUGGAAGUCUUCACAUUUGACCUUCAUGAGCCACUCAGCAAGGAGCGGGUGGAAGCCUUCAGCGACGGCGUCUAUGCCAUCGUGGCCACCCUUCUCAUCCUGGACAUCUGCGAGGACAACGUCCCGGACCCCAAGGACGUGAAGGAGAGGUUCGGCGGCAGCCUCGUGGCUGCGCUGAGCGUGUUCGGGCCGCGCUUCCUGGCGUACUUUGGCUCCUUCGCCACUGUGGCACUGCUGUGGUUCGCCCACCACUCGCUCUUCCUGCACGUGCGCAAGGCCACGCAGGCCAUGGGGCUGCUCAACACGUUCUCACUGGCCUUCGUGGGUGGCCUCCCACUGGCCUACCAGCAGACCUCGGCCUUCGCCCGGCAGCCCCGCGACGAGCUGGAGCGCGUCCGUGUCAGCUGCGCCAUCAUCUUCCUGGCCAGCAUCUUCCAGCUCGCCAUCUGGACCACGGCCCUGCUGCACCAGGCGGAGACGCUGCAGCCCUCGGUGUGGUUCGGCGGCCGGGAGCACGUGCUCAUGUUUGCCAAGCUGGCCCUGUACCCCUGCGCCAGCCUGCUGGCCUUCGCCUCCACCUGCCUGCUGAGCAGGUUCAGCGCAGGCAUCUUCCACCUCACACAGAUCGCUGUGCCCUGCGCCUUCCUGCUGCUGCGCCUGCUCGUGGGCCUGGCCCUGACCAGCCUGCGGGUCCUGCGGGGCCUGGCCCGGCCCCGACAUUCCCCGCCGACCCCCACAGGCCAGGACGACCCACAGGCCCAGCUCCUCCCUGUCCCCUGCUAGCAGCCACGGGGCCACUCCCAGCCACCACCAGAUACGGACUGGGGAGGACAGGACGCUGGGUGGGGGAAGCUGAGUUACGGGCAGGCCUCAGUGGUUCUCGUGUGGCCUGGUUUUAUUUUCACUGUGAAAUAUGUUCUAUCUGUCCUCAAA
Molecule: messenger RNA, 1822 nt
Organism: Saimiri boliviensis boliviensis (Bolivian squirrel monkey)
Lineage: Eukaryota; Metazoa; Chordata; Mammalia; Primates; Cebidae
Gene: TMEM175
Product: transmembrane protein 175
Molecular function (GO): proton channel activity; potassium channel activity
Source: RefSeq, a predicted model, not a curated record